GCCUUUGUCCUUUUCACUCGCGCUAUGUUCACCGGCUCUUUCCCAUUCAAGAUGUCGGCGACGUCGAUGUUCUCCAUGUGUGUCCGGGCGAGUAGGGGCCUCCUCACGCUCAGGAACUGGAGCAGACGUGGUUCAACCCCUGCAGUGGUGGACUUGAUUCGGGCACUUUCUACGGAGAAGACAACAGGAGAGGGCAGUGCUACAGGUGGACUCGCUCAAUCAAUCUUGCAAGAGAGGCUUAAUAAGCAGCAACAGAAUAGUCAGGGCCAGCCCCCUCCAGAAGGGGAUGGGGACUCGGAGCAGAAGCAGGACCAGGGAGAGGACAAGAAACAGAAGGAGAACACAGCCUAUGCCAAGAAGAUGGUGAUGCGGUUAGCAGGCCUGAUGGGGAUAGGGGGUGCGGUCGGCAUGGUGUACGUAUUUGGUAGCAAUUCAGUGGAUGAACAAGGAAACACGAUUCCAGAUGAGUUUGAUAACGACGCACCGGUUAUCCAGCAGUUGAGAAGGACGUUGAAGUAUUUCCAGGACUACAGACAGAUGAUCAUUGAGCCCACGAGCCCCAAGCUGCUUCCUGACCCCCUGAGGGAGCCUUACUACCAGCCUCCCUACACCCUGGUCCUGGAGCUCACAGACGUCCUGCUGCACCCCGAGUGGUCGCUGGCUACAGGCUGGCGCUUCAAGAAGAGGCCAGGCAUCGACUACCUGUUCCAGCAGCUAGCCCCUCUCUACGAGAUAGUCAUCUUCACUGCAGAAACAGGCAUGACGGCAUACCCUCUGAUUGACAGCAUCGACCCCCAGGGCUUUGUCAUGUACCGCCUCUUCAGGGACGCCACGCGUUACGUGGAGGGACAUCACGUCAAGGACGUGUCGUGUCUCAACCGCGACACUUCCAAGGUGAUAGUGGUGGACUGUAAGAGGGAAGCCUUCAGCCUGCAGCCUUUCAACGGCAUGGCUCUGACGAAAUGGGACGGCAACUCAGAGGACCGAACACUCUACGACCUAGCUCAUUUUCUCAAGACCAUUGCUCUCAGUGGAGUGGAUGACGUCCGCUCUGUCCUGGAGAACUAUGCACUGGAAGAUGACCCCGUAGAGGCCUUCAAACGCAGACAAGCGCAGCUAGCACAGGAGGAGGAGCAGAGGUUGGCAGAGCUGACCAAGCAGAAGAAGCAGGGCAUGUCCUUAGGCUCCAUUGCCGGAAGGUUCUGGCGUUCCAAACAAGAGUGAGUGGCGCUCUCACUCGCACCCACCAAUCGCAGCCCACCCCUCCACAGUGACAGGCCAAAAGGAUGGUGGGCCACAGUCACUCGGUGGGGUGGGCGGCGGGCAUCUCUGGACACGUGGGCGAGGAGACAAGGAGGAGAGACCAUCCAAUCAGCUGGACUUUUGACUGUUGCAAGCAUGUCUUUGGGGGGGGGGAGAUCACUUCCUGGAUCUCAGAUGCUCUGGUGUAGGCAGUGUAGCACCCCCCCCAUCGAAUCGUCUGUUGGCACUGACGU
Molecule: messenger RNA, 1496 nt
Organism: Oncorhynchus tshawytscha (Chinook salmon)
Lineage: Eukaryota; Metazoa; Chordata; Actinopteri; Salmoniformes; Salmonidae
Product: mitochondrial import inner membrane translocase subunit TIM50-like
Exons: 11
Coding region: 25-1224 (399 amino acids)
Molecular function (GO): phosphoprotein phosphatase activity
Source: RefSeq, a predicted model, not a curated record